Messenger RNA from Mycena citricolor, 1446 nucleotides. The record is from the annotation of a GenBank genome assembly. Lineage: Eukaryota; Fungi; Basidiomycota; Agaricomycetes; Agaricales; Mycenaceae.
AUGAACAGCUCCUCGCCUCUCACACCUGCUCCGCAUGCUUUGCCCGAACGCUGGUCCCGGUAUCAGCUCUCUGUUUUCGACAACUCCUUCGAGCGCUCGACAUUCAUUACCGGAUGGCUGGUUCAAGGUGCCAUCGAUGUAGAGGCUUUGGGCGCUGCGCUGGGACGAGUCACUCAGAAAUGGCGAGUUCUCGCGGGCAGAUUGGAGGCCGUUAAACAUCCCAAACUCUGGCAAAUCGCCGUUCCUCUGGAUGAGACAUUACCGACGGACUACCCGACGUUCGUCCUGACAUCGUCCAUCGCCGAAGUCCCUCUCGAGACAUUCAUCCAACUGCCUCUCCAGACGAACACCGAAGCCCUCCCCCAGUCGCUCUUUCUGCACCCGACCACUCCCCGGCAGAACGCCGACUGGGCAGCAAGACGCAGCCCGCUCACCUGCUGGCAUGUGACGCAGUUCCCCGCAGUCGGCGACCAGCCUGCGCACGCAUGCAUCGGCUUUGCACGCUCCCACGGAAUCUUCGACGGCGUCGGCGCAGGGAUGAUCAUGCGUGCCGUUGCUGCUGAGAUGGCUGGUCAGGAGUGGACCGUACCGCCACCGCCGUCCGAGAAACGCCAAGAGAAUCAUAUCACAUCCGUGCUGAACGCCAAGGUCGCUGGGGGAGAGGACACUGGCAAGGGUCAAUGUGGAUAUCGCGCGCUCGGACUGCCAGGGAUGCUCGGACUCGUCGGUUGGCACCUCCGCGAACGCUAUUGGCGAGGCGCUUCGCACCGUGUAUUCGUGAUCCCGCAAAGUGCGUUAACGCCGUUGGUCGAGGGCGUCAAAGCAGAGAUCAGAACCCAAGAUUCUGACCUGCUCGUGACCACCGGUGAUGUCCUGGUUGCCUGGCUGAUGAAGACCAUCUACUCCGAAGGCUCGUCGCCAGAAACACUAGCCCACUGUUGCAACUUUGCCUCGUUCCGCGAUCUCAUUCCUGGCCGAUCUCUGUCCGACUAUAUCCACAACUCGUUUAUUCCGCUUCCAUAUCCAGUGCUCAAAGUCGAGGAGAUCAACGCACUCUCGCUCGCAGAGUUCACUCGACGGUAUUGUGCUGCUCGCCAUUCCCUCAAUCUGGGGCACGUCGUUUCCGCGCAUCUGCUCUUGAGCAAUAACCCCAUCUGCAUGCCGGUGCAUCCCAAAGCUCAAGACACGAUCGUGCUAUCCAACGUCUCUGCAUCGAGGAUCUUGGAAACCGAUUGGAGUCCGGUCGGUUCGCAGGGGACCAUCUGCGGAUAUCGGUUUUCGGCGACGCCGAAUAAUCUGGUCAUUGGCAACUCGGUGUAUAUCUCGGGAAGACUGGGAGACGGCAGCACCGUCAUCGACGUUAACGUCAACCAGACGAGGUUGGCCAGUGUCGCCGCAGCGGUGAACGAUUUGACUCAAAAGCAUGCCAACACCGCGACUGUAUAA